This is a messenger RNA of Hirundo rustica (Barn swallow), 1409 nucleotides long. RefSeq names its product peroxiredoxin 3 (gene PRDX3). Gene Ontology annotation, cellular component: mitochondrion; cytosol. The record is from RefSeq and is a predicted model, not a curated record. The transcript is spliced from 7 exons. Bases 1 to 714 code for a protein of 237 amino acids. Lineage: Eukaryota; Metazoa; Chordata; Aves; Passeriformes; Hirundinidae. Gene Ontology annotation, molecular function: thioredoxin peroxidase activity. Gene Ontology annotation, biological process: cell redox homeostasis; response to oxidative stress; hydrogen peroxide catabolic process.
AUGGCCGCCGCGCUGGGGAGGCUGCUCCGCGCCGCGGUGCCCCUGGCUGCCGCCGCCGGGAGGAGGGGGACGGCACGGCCCCCGGCCUGCGCCCGCCGUGCCUUCAGCCUCGGCUCCUCGCGGUUCGCCGCGGCCGUGACCCAGCACGCCCCGCACUUCAAGGGAACGGCCGUCGUUAACGGAGAGUUCAAGGAGCUGAGCCUAGAUGAUUUCAAGGGGAAAUACCUGGUUCUUUUCUUCUACCCCCUGGACUUCACCUUUGUCUGCCCCACGGAAAUUGUGGCUUUCAGCGACAAAGCAAAGGAAUUUCGUGAUGUGAACUGUGAAGUGGUGGCAGUUUCAGUGGACUCUCAUUUUAGUCAUCUGGCCUGGAUAAACACACCACGAAAGAGCGGCGGUUUGGGCAAAAUGAAUAUUCCAGUUCUGUCGGACCUCACAAAACAGAUCUCCCGUGAUUAUGGGGUGCUGCUAGAAGGACCUGGCAUAGCGCUGAGAGGUCUGUUCAUCAUUGACCCGAACGGGGUCAUCAAGCACCUGAGCGUCAACGACCUGCCCGUGGGGCGCAGCGUGGAGGAGACGCUGCGCCUGGUGAAGGCCUUCCAGUUCGUGGAGGCACACGGGGAGGUGUGCCCGGCUAACUGGACUCCAAACUCGCCAACGAUCAAACCAAGCCCGGGUGGUUCCAAAGAAUAUUUUGAAAAAGUGCAUAAAUAAACACUCAAAUAUGUGGACAAAACUUGUAGUUUUGUCUGCUGAAGACAUUAGAAAAACAACUAUGAUUGUAAAAAUUAAUAAUAAAAAUAAAAGUUCUCAUUUUCUCAUGUUUAACAAGAAAUUAAAUGCUGAAAUAUUUACUGACUCCCUUGUCUUGCUUUAAAAAGGGUAAAACUAAGGCUUUUCCCCUGAUUUCUUCAACUUCAGUUUCAUGGAUUUCUGAAUGUGAUGAGUACACAAGCUACAGUUGCCUUGCACUGGCUUUUCCCUCUUUAACUAGUUUUUGAUCAGAAAAUGUCCUGCAUUUCAUUUUCUCACACAACAAAAUUCUGUCAAAAAAAAUAAAAAAAUUGAAACAAAACAAGGAUAGAAUUUUGAUACAUGGUUUGCUUGUAAUGAGUUUUGUAGAAGAGAUUAAUGUAACAAGUAAAAAUAGUUUUAGUGUAAAUGCACUAAAACAUGGAAUGAAUGUAAAUAUGUGCCAUUUAAAGAAAAAGUGCAGCUGCUCAGGAGCACUAACAAGCAUGAACUUUAAUUCUGUUCGGGGGAUGAUAAAAACCUUGAACCCCCACAGUGCACUUACUGGAGCUUCAUGGCAAGUUUUCUUUCACUUGAAUUUGCUUGAUUCUUGUACUGCUUGAAACUGAUGUAGCAUCUCUCUAGCUAUAAUAAAAUAAUCUUAUAUUGGCCUAGCA